Molecule: messenger RNA, 1062 nt
Organism: Paramecium tetraurelia
Lineage: Eukaryota; Ciliophora; Oligohymenophorea; Peniculida; Parameciidae
Exons: 3
Biological process (GO): protein dephosphorylation
Molecular function (GO): cation binding; protein serine/threonine phosphatase activity
Source: RefSeq, a predicted model, not a curated record
AUGAAUUAAAAAUUAGACAUCUUAAAAUAAGUCAAAAUUCCCCGUUCUAUAAGUACAACCAACUAGAAGGCUACUAUGAAGAAAUUGAACAAUUAAUCUAUGCAAACAAUUGUUGAUAAAUUGCCUCCAAUUCAUCCGGAACCUUUACAACGUAUACAGACAGAGUUGUAGGAGGAACAUUAAUGUGUGAAAUACAUAACUGUCAAAACUCUAGCAGGGUAGACGAAUAGAAAGAGAUUGAAGAUAAAUUAAGACAGUCUAAUAAUUAAGAAGUACUUAUGUAAUCAGAUUGAUUGGCAUUUGUUUGGAGUGUUUGAUGGUCAUGGAUAAAAUGGCCAUUUUAUUUCUAAAUUAAUUUCAUAAUUGAUGCCUAAAGUAUUAGAAAAUAAAUUACUUGAAAAUAGAACCAGCAAUGCUAAUGAUAUAAAAUAAAUUUUAAUUAAUACAUUUCAACACAUCGAAAAUGAAUUAGUAGAUAAUUCAAAUAUCGCUUGUAAUUUUAGUGGAUCCACAGCAAUAGUAACAUAUUUUAUGGGUUCAAAAAUAUUCUGUGCCAACGUAGGUGAUUCAAGAGCAGUCUUCUUUUAUAGAUCAGGAGAUGCAUGGUUCAAUAGAGCCUUAUCAUUUGAUCACAAGCCUAACAAAUCCAUUGAACUAAAGAGAAUUUUGGGUUAAGGAGGAAGAGUGGAAUAAAGUUUUUUUGACGGUAAAAGAUAAGGUGCUUAUCGAGUUUGGUUGCCACAUGAAGAUAUCCCAGGUUUGGCAAUGUCAAGAUCAAUUGGGGAUUUGGUAGCAAAACAAGUAGGAGUGAUAGCAGAUCCUGAAAUAUUAAGGUAUAAGAUUCCAAAUAACGGGUUUGUAUUGAUUGGCAGUGAUGGUUUAUGGGACAAAAUGGAUUAUGAAAGUAUUUAAAAGAUACUUCAUAAUUAUUAUCCUCCAUUAAAUUAAAUAGAUGUAGAGUCUGCGAUUUAGAGAAUACUUGGAGAAACUUAUACAAAGUGGGAUCAAUUAGAAGCAGCAAGAGAUGAUAUUACAAUUAUACUCAUUUAUGUAGAAACUUGA